This is a messenger RNA of Colossoma macropomum (tambaqui), 1692 nucleotides long. It is a transcript of the gene cpeb1b, whose product is annotated as cytoplasmic polyadenylation element binding protein 1b. The transcript is spliced from 12 exons. Bases 1 to 1692 code for a protein of 563 amino acids. Lineage: Eukaryota; Metazoa; Chordata; Actinopteri; Characiformes; Serrasalmidae. Gene Ontology annotation, cellular component: nucleus; cytoplasm; neuron projection. The record is from RefSeq and is a predicted model, not a curated record. Gene Ontology annotation, biological process: negative regulation of cytoplasmic translation. Gene Ontology annotation, molecular function: ribosome binding; translation factor activity, RNA binding; mRNA regulatory element binding translation repressor activity.
AUGGCGUUUUCUCUGAGAGACAAUCCUAGAGCCCUUAAUCGUUGGGACUCAGACACUCCUGCCCUGUCUACAUGCAGCAAUGCAGACAUCUUCCGCAGAAUGAACACCAUGCUGGGCAACUCUCUGGACCUCACUGGGGUCUGUACCACUCCAAGCGGCAAGACCAAGCGGGACUCACUGAUGGACCGUCCGGAUUCGGAUCUGUCUGUGGUCCGGAGCAGGAUGCUUUUUCCCAGCAACAGCCAGGACUCAUCGCGGGGUCUGCCUGAUGUCAAUGAGCUGGGCCUGGGCCUGCAGUCCCUCAGCUUGUCCGGUUGGGAGAGGCCAUGGAGCAGUCAGGACUCGGAGCAGGCAGCCCCAAAUAACAAUAUCUCCAUGCUGGGGAUGCUGGGAAGCCCUCUGGGCCAUCUUCUGAACAAGCCUCAGGGCUUUAACUCAAACGAAUCCAAUGCUGGGCCUUCGGAUUUCCUGGAGAAAUUUCCAGCCUUGGCGCGCCUGAAUUCCCGCUCUUUGCUGGGCUCCCACUCCAGCAGCCCUGUGGAUUCGGAGACCAGUGGCUUCAGCUCUGGCUCUGAUCACCUUUCUGACCUGCUGUCCUCUCUGAGGAUCUCCCCCUCAGUGCCCUUCCUAAUGUCCAAUGUGCAGAAGGACCCUCUGAAGCUCAGCCUGGGUUCCCGCAUAGAUCACGACAGUUCUCCCCUGACCCCUCCACCCAGUUCCACACCAGAUGGCAGCAGCCUGUCCCGCCGUUGGCCUGGAGCAUCCGUGUGGCCCAACUGGGACCUGCUGGAGACCCCAGAUGGACCCUUCAGCAUUGAGAGGGAGGCUCGUCUCCACAGACAGGCUGCAUCCAUUAAUGAAGCUACUUUCACUUGGAGUGGACAGCUUCCUUCCAGAAACUACAAAAAUCCAGUGUACUCCUGUAAGGUCUUUCUCGGAGGAGUUCCAUGGGACAUUACUGAGGCUGGCCUGAUAAACACAUUUAACUGUUAUGGCCCCCUGAGUGUGGAGUGGCCUGGUAAGGAUGGCAAGCAUCCUCGCUGCCCUCCUAAAGGUAAUAUGCCCAAAGGGUAUGUGUACUUGGUGUUUGAAUCGGAGAAAUCUGUGCGUGGGCUGCUGCAAGCCUGCACCCAAGAUCUGCUCCAUCCUGAGGGUUACAGCGAGUACUACUUCAAAAUGUCCAGCAGGAGGAUGCGCUGUAAGGAUGUGCAAGUGAUCCCCUGGGUGAUCUCAGACAGUAACUAUGUGCGCUGCCCCUCUCAAAGGUUGGAUCCCAGUAAUACUGUGUUUGUGGGAGCUCUGCAUGGCAUGCUAAAUGCUGAGGCUCUGGCCAGCAUCAUGAAUGACCUGUUUGGGGGAGUCAUGUAUGCAGGGAUUGAUACAGACAAGCACAAGUACCCAAUUGGGUCUGGUCGUGUAACCUUUAACAACCAGCGCAGUUACCUGAAAGCUGUAAGUGCUGCGUUUGUUGAAAUCAAGACCCCCAAAUUUACAAAGAAGGUUCAGAUUGACCCAUAUCUGGAGGAUUCCAUGUGCCAGGUGUGCAGCCGCCAGCCUGGACCCUUCUUCUGCAGAGACCAGGCCUGCUUCAAGUAUUACUGUCGCUCUUGCUGGCAUUGGCAACACUCCAUGGAUAUCUUGAGCAACCACCGCCCUCUGAUGCGCAACCAGAAGAACCGGGACUCCAGCUAA